AUGUCUACAAUGCUAGCAGAAGUGGAAGCACUGGUGCUUCAAUACGUCCCUGAAUUGAUAAAAUCGUUAACCGGGUUUGGUGAAUCGGAAGAAAAUUUCGCUAUCUGUUACAAUUUCACGUUGGGCACCAUACGAAACGACCGGUAUCUAUCAGUAAAUAGCCACGAAAUACGGAGAAAGAUGCAGGCGAUCAUAGAGAACAUGGAAAUUACCAACUUUACCACUGAAGCUGACCAACUGCGUCGAUGCUACGAGGAGUUGAUCAAUGAUGCGGCCUGUCUAGAUCAUUAUGUUCAUGACAUUCACUGGUCGGUAUUGUUGUUUCUUCUAACCGUUGCUUACAACCCCGUCGGUGCUCUGAAGGAAAGGCUACGAACGGGUGAAGUCCUCCAGCUUAUCGAACCCGAAUCAACGGAAGUACGUUGCCAGGAUAAGGAGCGAGAAGAUUUAAUAGCGGAAUUACUGGAAGACAAUCUUCCGCUCACCCCGUACGACGAUAAAGAAGGAUCGGAACUAAGUGAUUGGAGUGAUUUAGAGGAGAAUGCAUCAGGAACCUACCACAGUAUAGAGCAAAAGGAAGUGGAAAUAGAAUCUAUCGAAAUUGGUAACAAACUUGAUAGCAGAACCAUUGAACUUCAUGAGCAGAUCGUGUUUAACAGGAUUGAACCUCCGAGACAGGAGGUAAGCUACGAAACCUUUUGCGAUGAGUUUUCCGAGCAAUGGCUGGAUAACAACGUUCAAGUGCCCUGGUGGAACGAUGCGCAAUACAAGGUCGAGGUGAACAGCGAACACAGAGGGGCAUCAUUUUGUGAUUUUUGGACCGAACGCAUCGUAAAAGUGUCCCAUGGUUUCCUUAAAAGCGAACCAGUCUCGACCGUGUCGGAGUAUAGCAUGCUGAGGGAAAUUUUAUGGAUGUUUACCAACCCCGUCGAUUGUAAGCUGUUCCGCAUCGAUGACGACCAGAUUUGGAUCAACACAAAUGUUUCACUAUCCAGCACUACCGAACACGGCAUACAGACGUUCCUGUUGAACUUCACCGAAUAUAUGACCAUUGCGUACCGCUUGCGCAAUUUCUGUAGCAGCAUUUUGGAACAUACUGCGCGAAGUCUUCCUGCACCACACUCGUUCGAGUGCUAUGCGGCCGGUGUGAAGAGUUUUCUAGACAACAUGGAAGCCGUAAUGAUACAGCACGAAAAGGAGCUCAUUAAACAAGAACCAGGCAAGACGUACACAAUCAUAAAGCUCUUUCACGAGCUAGAACCGGAGCUGUUUGUGCUGAAGAAGUUGUACGAUAUUCAUAAAUUUUCCGUGCUCGAUUGGACCAAGUUCCCCGCGCACAUUGCCGUAGCGCAUUUGCUGUCUGGGCUUUUUCGUAGCGUUAAGCUAAGCGCCAACCUGGAAAAGGGAAAUCUUGCCUUUGCAUUGCUUCUCGCUGCAUUGAAGUGUUACAUGAACAUGAUCGAUACCUGGUGGACGGAAGGCAGACUCGAUGAUUGGCGGGAAGAGUUUCUGGUAGAGAAAACGUACGCAGAAAAUUCCUCCAUCGGUUUGCAGACCGGGUAUCAGGCAAGGCUGUUCUCAAAAUGCAAAAUACGAUCGUUUUACGUUAGUUCUGCCAUUUCGGAGGUGAUUGAAAACGAUCCGAUUAUAAAGCUGUUGCUGCACCAUUCAUUGGAGGCCGGUUACACGUUAAACAUUCUGAAUGGAUUGGACAGAAUAAGCGACAUGCGGAAGGAACAAGACACUGAUGAAAAUUUGAUCUAUGCUAGCUUUCUAGAAACGAUCGUAGAAGAGCUGGAAAGAUUCCGCACCGAAAUUUCCACGGAGAAAAGCUGCGAAACUAAUGAGCAAUCCAUUGGUCAGCAAAAGAAAAGGCAAAAUGCUAUGUUAGACAAUCUUCGAAAACAAAUGCGUGAAGUUUGUGAUGAUGAUCUGAUGCUGUUAGCAUUCAACAGUACCCUCCAAUUGGUGAAUGAGAGUUGUCGACAGACUGGAACAGCUGAGAUGCCGUCUGCGAGAGAGCAAUCAACUCGGAAGCUUUCGAAUGCUUACAAUCUCUAUAUGAUUCUGAACUCGAUUUCGUCUCUUCAGCUUCCACUCGAGCACGUGUUGUUUAAUGCUAUUAAAAACCUGAUGGAAACGAAGCGUCAGGCAGCAAAUCACUAUGUGACGUACAUCUAUAAGGACGAGUUCCAUGUGAUGGAUCAUCUGAAGAACAUUCGUAAGGUUCUGCUGCUGGAGGCGAGCGAUCUAAUGGAUUAUUUCUACAGCGAUCUUUUCCGAAGGAUUGAAGCAGGUGAAAGUUGGGCCAAUCCUUACCUUCUCACGAUACAGCUAAACGACAUUUUGGCGUCACGGUUUAACGAUAUGACGUCACUGUUCACGGUCGAGGUAAAUCGGUCGGCUGGCUACAAGCUCGAUACCACUAUAGUUCUGAUGGCAAUCGAUGAAAUACGCGUGCUGUAUAAUCCAAGCCAAGAUUUAAGCAACAUGAUCAAUGACGAAACCAUGGCCAGCUAUAACAGUGUGUUCCGGUUUUUGCUUAAAGUGAAGUGGGCCCUCGGUACGCUGGAAAUGCUACGCUUUCCAGAAUCGCAGAAAAAGCGCCCACCAUACGCGAGCUUCGGAAUGCUCGAUCUGAUACUGAAGCGAUUGGCUAUGCUUAAAUUUUGGAUGAUAUUUUCGGUGCAGUCCAUUCAUUCCCACCUGAUGACGCACGUGCUGCAAUCGUUUGGCGAACAGCUCGACGAGAAGCUCGAUUUGGCCGAUAAUCUGAGCGAGAUGAUAGCCGUUCAUCAGUCUUACAUUGGGACCAUAUUCGACCAUUGUUUCCAGCAGGACGAUAGCAAACCCGUUAUGGAAGGUAUUAUACGGCUGUUGAACUUGGUGCACAUUUUGCGCGAUGAAUGGAACAACACGGUACUUUACACCGAAAUGGACGCGCGGGGAGAUAUCACGGAUAACAGCACGAUGGGUGAUUUCAUUGCGAAUUCGCAGGUAGAUGAAUUGGAACGAACGUAUUGCAAAUGUCAUCAGCAGCUAGCGAAACUACUUAGCCGAGAGGCAUACGGAAAGCAUAAGUUGCAUCUUACGGGAUUGGCUGAUGCGUUUAGUUACAAUGUGCCCUACUAA
Molecule: messenger RNA, 3132 nt
Organism: Anopheles marshallii
Lineage: Eukaryota; Metazoa; Arthropoda; Insecta; Diptera; Culicidae
Product: gamma-tubulin complex component 5-like
Exons: 4
Coding region: 1-3132 (1043 amino acids)
Biological process (GO): mitotic cell cycle; spindle assembly; microtubule nucleation
Cellular component (GO): spindle pole; gamma-tubulin complex; equatorial microtubule organizing center
Molecular function (GO): microtubule minus-end binding; gamma-tubulin binding
Source: RefSeq, a predicted model, not a curated record